This is a messenger RNA of Erinaceus europaeus (western European hedgehog), 2007 nucleotides long. It is a transcript of the gene CAMLG, whose product is annotated as calcium modulating ligand. The record is from RefSeq and is a predicted model, not a curated record. Lineage: Eukaryota; Metazoa; Chordata; Mammalia; Eulipotyphla; Erinaceidae. Gene Ontology annotation, biological process: tail-anchored membrane protein insertion into ER membrane. Bases 204 to 1088 code for a protein of 294 amino acids. The transcript has 4 exons. Gene Ontology annotation, cellular component: GET complex.
GCCAGAUUCACGCUUUGUCACCGUUCAACAGCGCGCAUGCUCGGUGCACUUUGACCACCCGCUCUGGGGGCGGGUCUACGACGAGAGGGUGACGCAUGCCCUGUAGUCUGCCUUGAGUCAUCGGCGCCGCAGUUGCCUCCUCCGACGCCACCUUCACCCUUGUCACCACUCCCUCCCUCGCUCCCUCCCUCCCUGUGGAGAAGAUGGAGCCGGUGACUGUCGCCAGUGAGAACGGGGACUGGCCGGGGGCCCCGCUAGGCUCAGGCCUGUCGGAAUCCCAGCGUCGGGCCGAGCUGAGGCGGAGGAAGCUGCUCAUGAACUCAGAACAGCGCAUCAAUCGGAUCAUGGGCUUUCACAGGCCCGGGAGCGCGGAAGAAGAAAGUCAAAUAAAUUCAAGGCAGCAGGAGAGUGAUAAACUGAAUUCCCUCAACAUUCCUUCAGUUUCAAAGCGAAUAGUGCUGGGUGAUUCUGUCAGUUCAGGAACCAUUGACCAGCAGAGUGUGGCUGAGGGGAAGGGAACUCAGCUGGGAGACAAACUGGACUCUUUCAUGAAGCCCUCUGAAUGCAGUAGUGAUGCCAGCCUGGAUCUUCGGCAACGGAACAGAGGGGACCUGUCAACUGAUACUGUCCAAAGGGGUUCUCGCCAUGGCCUAGAACAGUACCUCUCCCGAUUUGAAGAAGCAAUGACGCUAAGGAAACAGCUGAUUAGUGAAAAACCCAAUCAAGAGGAUGGAAAUACAGCAGAAGAAUUUGACUCUUUUCGAAUAUUUAGAUUGGUGGGAUGCGCCCUUCUUGCCUUUGGAGUCAGAGCUUUUGUUUGCAAAUACUUGUCCAUAUUCGCUCCAUUUCUUACUUUACAACUUGCAUACAUGGGACUAUACAAAUAUUUUCCUAAGGGUGAAAAGAAGAUAAAGACAACAGUACUAACAGCUGCACUUUUGUUAUCUGGAAUUCCUGCUGAAGUGAUAAAUCGAUCAAUGGAUACCUACAGCAAAAUGGGCGAAGUCUUCACAGACCUCUGUGUCUACUUUUUCACUUUUAUCUUUUGUCAUGAACUGCUUGAUUAUUGGGGUUCUGAAGUACCAUGAACCUGUAGAAUCAGGAUAGUCUUACAAAAAGAAAGUUUCUCUUCCAUAUCGAAAUAUCUUGAAAGGAUACAAAUUGGUUUACACCUUUAUGUAAUACUCUACUAUAUAGGAGUUGUAAAACUACUUGGUUAAGAAUGAGACUGCAGGUUCCCUGAUUUAAAAGGGCUGAGUAUGUAUUAGUAACUAAUAUGAAGAAUAGAAUAUCAGUGUCAUUAAUUGAUGUUUUUGUUUAAUUGUAAUAGAAUUGCUAGUCUGUACCUCUUCCUAACUUCUCAGAUUCGUAAUUGCUCUUCUUAGGAGCUGAGCUAGUGCUUUUAGGAAAGCAAAUUAAUGUGUUUUUUGCCAGCUUCAAGGGCUGCAUCUUGUAUUUGUAUUCUGUCCUGAGAAAUGGAGUCAUCAUAAAAAUAAAAUGAAAGAACCUGAAUUCUCUAAUGUUAACUCUGCACUACUGACCUCUGAGGGAUAAAUGAGACAGCCAAUUCACUUCCUUAUUGAGUCUUAAUUUUUACUCCAAUAUAAAUAUUUAAUGGAAAGAAUUAUUGAUUCAUAUUUGUGAAAGUAGAAGGUAUUUAAGAAAUGUUUAUUUAUUUUACUUUAAUUUUUAUUUAUGAAGGUUUGUAUUACCAAAGCCAGAAUUGGGUAUUUUUACUUUUGAGCUUUAAAUUUUCAGAAGAAUGUUUUUAAGUCAAAUUAGAAUAGAAUGACUAGAUAUAAAAAAUGGAAUUUAAUUGCCUGAGGUGUGCAAUCCAGUAACAUAAAUACCCUUUUAACUAACAACACUGUUUUACUUGUUUUCUUUAAAAAAAUACUAUAAAGCAUAAGUGUUAUAUCACUUGGUAAUACAUUUCUUUACAAAUUUUUGUAUGGUCUAUUUGGUUAAUCCUUGUGAUAUUAAAUACAUAUAUACUUUUUAAAAUUA